AUGAGGUCCGACCUGCAUUACCAGGUGUCUCUGGGGCAGCUUCUGGGGGAGGGAAUGUUUGGGAGGACCUUUCUGGGGAUGUGGAGAGGGGGCGAUGUUGCGGUGAAGACUGUGCGCGUGGGCAAGGAGAGCGAGGCCUCCUCCUUCCUGCGCGAAGUCGCCAGCCUGGCUGCCAUCCGGCAUCCUAAUGUCAUGCAAUUCUUUGGGGCGUGCCUGCAGCCGCCGGAGCAGUGCUGGCUUCUGUGCGAGUACCUGCCCGGCGGCAACCUCACCCAGUGGCUGCACGGUGACCGCAAGCAGGGCCAGGUGCGGCGCAGCCUGGAGGAGAGGGUGCGAAUGGCGCUGGGAGUGGCUCAGGGGAUGCAGGCGCUGGAGGCAGCGGAGCCGCCAAUCCUGCACCGCGACCUCAAGCCCUCCAACGUGUUCCUGGACGUCUCCGGCCGCCCCUGCGUCGCCGACAUGGGCCUCGCGCGCCGCCUCACGCCCGCCAGCGCGGCGUGCCUGACAGGGGAGACAGGCACAUAUGUGUACAUGGCGCCCGAGAUGAUCCGGCACGAGCUGUACACCAGCAAGGCGGAUGUGUUCAGCUGGGGCGUGCUGCUGGCAGAGGUCCUCUCUCAGCGGCCGCCCUAUGAGGGCCUCUACAUGACCCCUGUGCAGGUGGCUUUGGCGGUCGGGGACAAUGAGCUGCGGCCGACGCUGCCCUCAGACACGCCAGAGCCGCUUCUGAAUGUUGCCCUGGCCUGCUACAACCCCGAGCCUGAGAACCGGCCCUCCUUUGCCCUCAUCGUGCACCACAUGCGAAAGGUGAGCAGCGCAGGCCUUCCAUAUGUUACCAUAUCUUCCUUCUGA
Molecule: messenger RNA, 852 nt
Organism: Coccomyxa subellipsoidea C-169
Lineage: Eukaryota; Viridiplantae; Chlorophyta; Trebouxiophyceae; Coccomyxaceae
Product: kinase-like protein
Exons: 5
Coding region: 1-852 (283 amino acids)
Biological process (GO): protein phosphorylation
Molecular function (GO): protein kinase activity; ATP binding
Source: RefSeq, a predicted model, not a curated record